This is a messenger RNA of Heteronotia binoei (common prickly gecko), 3996 nucleotides long. It is a transcript of the gene PTGES2, whose product is annotated as prostaglandin E synthase 2. Lineage: Eukaryota; Metazoa; Chordata; Lepidosauria; Squamata; Gekkonidae. Gene Ontology annotation, molecular function: prostaglandin-E synthase activity. The transcript has 7 exons. Gene Ontology annotation, cellular component: mitochondrion. Bases 1 to 1269 code for a protein of 422 amino acids. The record is from RefSeq and is a predicted model, not a curated record.
AUGGGUAGGCGGUGUGGAUUCCGCCCCGCCUCUGGAGCGACUGUGCCUAGUUUAGUCUCCCCACACCCCAUCGCCGUCUUUGGUUGCAGGGCCUUCCCGCGUGGCUUUUGCGGCACGGCCAAGAUGGCAGCGGCGGCGGCGGCUUGCAGCGGCUGGAGGUGCCUGGGGCGGUUCACAUGGCGCCGCUGCGGCGGCCCCGGGCGGCUGAGCCUGCAGGAGACGCAGAGCCCGGCCCGGGGCCUGUCCGCCUCGUCGGGAGUCCGGAGCGGCGUGCAAGGCUGGGCCAGGAAGAGGAGCUCUCUGCUGCUGGGCGCCGCCUUCGCCCUGGGGGGCACCUUCGGCCUCUACCAGACCCUGCGGCACCGCUUCCACCGCCGCGAGCAGCUGGCCGAGCAGCAGCACCAGCAGCUGGUCGCCGAGCUCCCCGAAGGCACCCUCCAGCUGACUCUGUACCAGUACAAGACCUGUCCCUUCUGCAGUAAGGUGCGAGCCUUCCUCGAUUAUCAUGGGCUGCCUUACGAAAUUGUGGAGGUGAAUCCAGUCAUGCGGAAGGAGAUUAAGUUCUCUUCCUACAGAAAGGUGCCUAUUCUUCUGGUCAAUGCUGGAAGUGCCCUGCAAUUGAAUGACUCCUCAGUGAUCAUCAGUGCCCUUAAAAGCCAUCUCAUUUCCAGGAAGAGUUUGGAUGAGAUCGUGUCCUAUUACCCUUCUAUGAAGGCCCUGAACGACCGGGGGAAAGAAGUGACGGAGUACAACAAUAAAUACUGGCUCAUGUUGAAUGAGCAGGAGACAAUGCACCUUUACCCCAUCAAAGCUGCAAGGACGGAGGAAAUGAAAUGGCGGAAAUGGGUGGAUGACUGGCUGGUACACCUCAUCUCGCCCAACGUUUAUCGCACGCCCGGUGAGGCCCUGGCGUCUUUUGACUACAUUGUCCGUGAGGGCAAGUUCGGUACACUGGAGGGCUUCUUUGCCAAAUACCUGGGGGCUGCUGCCAUGUUCUUCAUUGGUAAGAGGCUGAAGAGCAGGCACCAUCUGCAGGACAAUGUCAGAGAAGAUCUGUACGAAGCAGCCAAUGAAUGGGUAAAAGCCAUCGGCAAGCACCGGAUGUUUAUGGGGGGAUCCCAGCCGAACCUUGCUGAUUUGGCUGUCUACGGAGUCUUACGGGUCAUGGAAGGACUGGAAGCUUUUGAUGACAUGAUGACUCACACCAAGAUUCAGCCUUGGUACCGUCAUAUGGAGGCGGCCAUUGGACAUGCCGGAGCUGCUAAUUGAUGUCUUCUACUGCUGACUUGCAGCCGUCGCCUGCAGCCCAAGGCCCGCUUGUAGAGAAAAACAUUUUGAGUUGCAAGCAAAAAAAGACCUUCACGGAGACGGGACUGAAAUGAACUAACUGAAAUGCCCAAUGGAGACAUAGUAAAGAUUUCUGGGGCAGCCAGGGCCACAUUUUCUAGGAAGCAUAGAGUGUUAGAGGUACACAGUAGACAUUAUGCUUGGCAAGAGAAUUCUGGUUUUAAAUGUGCACGGAGAGCAUCUGCGAUUGUACGGACCGCAGCGUUGGCUGUUUUUGUUCCGUUUUUGAGAUUUGACUUCCGAUUCUGUUUCUGACUUGACCUACACAUCUUCCUGACCGUUUUGAAACACUGUUAAUGGCGCAGAGACUUGCUGAAGGAGAUCAAGGAAACGAGGCGCUUGGCAAAAGAACCACCUGGUGCGAUGGUAGAGAAGGGAUACCUGUAGAAGAAACGCACUUCCAGCUCUUCAAAGGCAAUGGGUUUGGAACAUUUCCCCCCUCCCCCUAUAGAUUCCAAAGUGGUUUAAUUUCUUCCUCUGGGAUGCAGUCUCUAGUUACGGGCUUCUGUGUUACCUGCCGGCAGACUCAGAUAGCAUAGUAUAUGCUGGCAGCAAACAGUUAUGGAAUGUUCCUUUGAAAAUGAAUUACCUUUCUGGAAAUGCGUCUCCUGACUGGAACAAGUGAAAACUGAGUACCUCCUCCACUCAUGAAUUGCUGCCUAGCUAAGAAAAUGGGUUGUGCGUUCCUAAGUUCCUGCCUAGAAGAUGCUUCCUUGUCAGAAUGAGUGUUGGCAUGCAUUAGGGCUUAGGGAGAUCCCUGGCCUUGACUGGGAACUACGGUAAGCCAAAGAGACACGCCUCUUGGCUAGCAGGGAGGACACAUUACCCCUUUAUAGAGCUGCUGCUGAAUUUGCAGCUGACCCGUGCCAUCUCUGCGUAGGACAGACAGUGGAGGUGAUUAGCCGGUAAAGCUGCUCCCAGCCUCUUGGGAAAAGGCUGGGGGGGGGGGAUGUGUGUAGUUUGCAGAACUGCUUUUGUAAGGGCCUGAAGGUGGUCCCCACCUGGGCAGGAGGGAAGCCACCUGGAGCAGGGGGAACCAGGUGUCUACAAACUUCCUUCCCUUCGCUAUCUGGGGUGAUGCAUCCAGGGUGAGGUGAGGCCAGAACUGCCCACACAUACACAGACCACAUACAUGAAGACUGUACCUGCAAGAAUGGCAAAUAUGUAAAUUUCUACAUAGAUCUGAUUAUCACACAUUAUGGUUUAAACACAGGCAGCACGUAACUUAUAUAUGGAAGUGUGGUAAAAUGUAAAAUAUCCCUGACGGUUAGGACAGUUGGCUUACUCUUUGAUUGUUAGAUUGGUUUAACGGUUAUUUGCUUAAUGAGCAAGAAAUCCUUGGAAUUGCAGAGCGGCAAGAGGAGUGUUGGGUUUCUUCGACUGAAUUCUCAACUUACUCAGCGGUUUUGGGGGAGUGGAGGGGAUUGGGAAGAUGUACAACAGCAUGGUUAUAAGUCUGUAGAAUAGAUGCAGCUUCAAGCAAAUUUGCCUUUGUUGGUUUCUAUGGGUUAUGGUAGUCUUCAGCGUGAAUCGCAGAAUUAGCCUGCCGUGUUUAUGUCCGGGAAGGGAGUCACUACACUGGAUCACAGUGGGGCUUGCUUUUUAAAUAAACAUAGAUAGGAUUGUGCUGUGGAUGAAACCGUGGAUGUCAGUGGGACUGCUCUGUGAAAAGCAGCCCUUUGAAGCUGUGCAUCCUUCUGUGUUUCUGAGCGGAUCAGCACUCGAAAGUUGGGUUGAUUGGCAAGCCAAAAACAAUUCUGCUGAAGGUAAUGGGGUUACUUCAUUGCAUACGACCGGAUGAUUGCUGCUGAAAUUGAAUCUGCAUUUGCUUUUCAGUUGGCCUAAUGCAAAAUUCAGAAAUGAAUUUGAUGUCUUCCCCCCUCCAUCCCUCUUCAUUUUCAAAGCAGUCCUUCCCUUAUAAUCUACUAUUGUGUGUGUGUGUGGGGGGGGAGUUCUGCUGAAAUCAAAGACUUGCUUCCAUGCUGAUACUCUGAGCAACAGCAGAAAAAAACCCAGCAGGUUUCUGUGAUACCCAGCCUCCAAAUUAAUAAAAGGAAAAAUAACAAGACAAAGAUUAUAUAUUCUCUCAAAUGCUCUCAUACAAAACACUUAAAGACAUUCAUACCCUGGCAAUAGAACACUCAGUAACAUAAAUAUAAGGACCAAAAUUCCAAGUACUUCAAUGACAACUUACUGUCUAUUAAUCAAAGUGUGGUCCUCCAAUUCUUCAAGGAUCCCCAGUUCAAAAUUGUUCCUGAGGAGUCCAGAAGUAGUAGUAACAGAAACCUGUUGGGUUUUUUUCUGCUACUCUCCACUGUGAUUCUCUUGUUGGUUUCAAAUACUCUGAGCAAUGGCAUGUUGAGUUGCAGCUUCCCUUCCUGUGAGAAUUCUUCUUUAUGCGAUUGUCACAGGCACUGACAAUUUGGGGAAGUUGGGAGUUGGUGUGUGCAUUGCCAGUCCUUGAAGCAGAAGUUCGCACUGUCUGUGAAAGGAAAACGCCUCCCCCUCCAUUUUCCUCUUGUUCCAUAGACUGCUUUCAGUAGAGUGAGUUGACUGUGCAAAGAUAUCAGGGAUGCACCCACCUACGGAUUUUUCUCUGGACUUGAAGAAACGAUAUUUGGAAUAAAGUAUAUUUGUUGCUGUUUGGCA